Molecule: messenger RNA, 1190 nt
Organism: Aphis gossypii (cotton aphid)
Lineage: Eukaryota; Metazoa; Arthropoda; Insecta; Hemiptera; Aphididae
Exons: 6
Coding region: 673-1086 (137 amino acids)
Source: RefSeq, a predicted model, not a curated record
UUCAUGAUUUAAGGUUAGUGGAAAAAACGAGCAUUUGUUACACGCACGAUUAAAAAGAACACGUUUUUAUCGCAUACAAGUCAUAUAACUUUUAAUUCGUUAAAAAGCUUAUGGUUUGUGUCUCUUUGAGAAAUAUCGGGCAUAAUAUCAAGUAUCUUAUUAUUACAAUGUUGGGUUGUAAGAGUGGAUAUUCGUUUAAAUGCAUAAUAAAACCGCGCGGAGAAUUGAAAACCCAAAAAGAAUCGAUUAGUUUUUUUUCAUUUUCCAAAGAUCCUGCUCGUGUGUAUUACUACACUGUUCAAAAUAAGAAACGUAGUUGGUGGCCGAAAAUAUAAAGGCAUGGUUGCUAUACACGGUGUGCUUAUAAGAGGUUGACUCAGUGGGAAUAGACAAAUGGGUGUUCUUUGACUGCUGCUGACAAAAAAUGACUGAAAGGCUAAAACAAAAAGAACAAGAAAGAGCAUAUGAACCGCAUUUGUCAGAUUCCCGUUGUAUGAGGCCAUCACCACCACCUCAACCCCCACCAGCAUCAAGACUCAAAGACUACCGUGAACAUCAGAUAUGAUGAUGCUCCACCAGCAGCAGAUCAUCAUUACAGAAGCCGUGAUGAUCGGUUAGAUCGUAGAGAAGAAUCUCGUAAGAAAGAUUAAAGUAGUGGAGGUAGUAACAGACAUGCUCAUGCAUCAUGAUUCAAACAAAAGUUCCUAUAGAGUGUCCCUCAGCAGUGAAAGUAAUACUUGGUCAUCAGCUCCAGUAAAGAGUUCUUAUGGUACACUUAGCUCAAGCUCUGGGACUAAUAAUAUGGUAAUAAGCUCGAGACCAGAUCCUUGGUCAAAUAGUAAUAAUAGUCGAGAAAUUGAAACAACUGUAUGGCAACGUCCUCGUCAACCACCUCUGGAAAACAGAUGGAACAAUACUUCAAGUAAUCCUUCAUCUAUGUCAAUAAGUGGCCGUAGUUCAAGUAGUAACACCUUAUAUGGAAAUAACCAUCAAGUAAAACCAAACAUUGGAUUAAAUAUGUCAAUAAACUAUAGUGAUUGUAGAUUUAAUAGUUAUAAAAUGAGUGGCAUGUCACGAAAAUAUUAGGGAAAUUUGUUAGCGUUUAAUCAUAGCACAUUCCAUUGUCCUUGUGCUGUUUAUGCCAGUAUUCUAUGUAUUUUAAUUUUUAACAAUACAUUUUUUUCAUAAGA